Bombus huntii is the source of this 4970-nucleotide messenger RNA. It is a transcript of the gene Dcr-2, whose product is annotated as endoribonuclease Dicer. Gene Ontology annotation, cellular component: nucleus; cytoplasm; RISC complex. Gene Ontology annotation, molecular function: ribonuclease III activity; RNA binding; DNA binding. The transcript has 26 exons. The record is from RefSeq and is a predicted model, not a curated record. NCBI's taxonomy places the organism in Eukaryota, Metazoa, Arthropoda, Insecta, Hymenoptera, Apidae. Gene Ontology annotation, biological process: pre-miRNA processing; siRNA processing; apoptotic DNA fragmentation. Bases 63 to 4832 code for a protein of 1589 amino acids.
CAACUUACUUUGUUAUUUUCAACUAACUUGUUAUUUUCAAGACUCUUCUUAUUAUCUAAGUUAUGGAGACAGAUAUAAAGGAGUUUAUACCAAGACCUUAUCAGAUUGAUCUAUUUGAAACUGCAUGUAAAGAAAAUGUUAUUAUUUAUUUACCAACGGGAGCCGGAAAAACAUUUAUUGCUGUUAUGCUUAUUAAAGAAUUAAGUGCGGAUAUACGACGGCCUUAUGCUGAAGGCGGUAAACAUACCAUAUUUAUAGUGAAUACAGUACCCUUGGUCAUACAACAAAGUGAUUAUAUUAAAAGAUUAACUGGUUUGUCUUGUGGAACACUCAGUAGCGAGGAAGGAGUUGAUUUUUGGCAUGAUGAAGAAUGGAAUGAACAUCUAAACCAACACGAGGUUUUAGUAAUGACAUCGCAAAUCUUAGUAAAUGCACUUUGUCAUGGAUAUAUAUUUUUGAAUAGAAUAAACCUGAUUAUUUUCGAUGAAUGUCACAGAGCAGUAAAUGAUCAUCCUAUGCGACAAAUUAUGCAACUCUUUGAAAAUUGUCCUAAAGAGGAACAACCAAGAGUAUUAGGACUUUCAGCAUCAUUAUUAAAUUCUAAUGUGAGGCUGAAAAAAGUACAAUCAGUUAUGCAGUCUUUGGAAGUUACAUUUAACGCAAGAAUAGCUACUGCGACUGUAGCUGAUAAAAGUUAUUAUGCAUCACCAAUUGAAGAAAUUAUUCAAUUUGACCAACAUAUUAUAGACGAUGUUGGGGAGUGCAUAAAUAAUAUUAUUAAGGAAGUAGAAUUAAUGCUAAAUUGCAUAGCGUUAAAAGAUAAUCUGAAGUAUACUGAGUCAAGUGCAGAAUUUAGACCAAAAACUACUAGUAAAAAGCUGAGUGGCAUAUUAAGAAACAUUCAGUACCACUUUCUACGUACAGGAAUUUAUGGCGCAAGCAAAUGUGUUUUACUUCAUUUGAUUCAAUUAGAAUACUUGAAAAAAAGUAUAGAUGAUGUGGAAACACUAUAUAUUUUGGAAUAUCUUAUAACAAACGUAAUUAACUGUAGAAAAUUAUUAGAAGAUAAAAUGAAAGGGAGUCCAGAAAAAGAGAGAAUUUACAAUUAUUCAUCUGAUCAAAUUCGAAAACUUCUCAAAGUAUUGAAAGACUUUUAUAAUAACAAGCAUCAUGAUCAGGUAUUUUGCUGUAUUAUUUUCGUACAACGUCGAUUCACUGCAAAAAUAUUAUAUCAGAUAUUAAAGAGUAUAUCCUUGCAUGACGAGGAAUAUAAAUUCUUGUAUCCAGAGUUUGUGGUAGGUGUGUCCAGUAAUCCUUUUAAAAAUCCCAAAGAAUUGCUAUGCGUAUCAGAACGGAAUAAGGAGGUUUUGCUCAGAUUUAGAAAUGGUUUGAUAAAUUGCAUUGUUGCAACAGAUGUUAUAGAUGAAGGUAUAGAUGUGCCGAAAUGUUCAUUAAUCAUUAGGUACGAUUUGCCAAUGGAUGUAAGAACAUAUAUUCAAAGCAAAGGGAGAGCACGGCAUGCAUAUAGUCAAUAUGUAGUAUUGCUACAAAAAGAUGACUCACAGUAUCUACAACGACAUAUUGAAUAUAAAAAGAUAGAACAACACUUGAAACAGCUUCUAGUAGACAAAACUGAUGAACGUAACGUACCAACUGAAAAUGAAAUACAAAGUGAACUAUAUCAACAUGACAUAGAACCAUAUCAAGUAACUAGUGAUGAUGGACAAGUAUGUUGUAUAACAGAACAGAUGGCAAUUAGUGUAAUAAAUCAAUACUGUACAUCUUUAUUGAAAUCAAAAUUUGCGUGUUUAUCACCUAUUUGGACUUUACGUAAAAUUUCAAAAAAUUAUCCGCCACUGUAUCAGGUUUCUCUUACAUUACCAUCUAUAUCUCCAUUCAGAAGUACUAUUCUUGGUGAUCCUAUGAUUUCUAUUAGCAGUGCAAAGAGAUCUGUUGCUAUGAAUAUGUGUAUAGAAUUACAUAAAAUCGGAGAAUUAUCUGACAAUUUAAAGCCAGUUACAAUAGAAACACUUCGGAAGGACCUAAGUUAUUUAUUUCCAAAUUGGGUUGACGAAGUUGAAUCAGAAAAAAGUUCAGUAGGAACAUACAAGAAAAAGCGACAUCAUCAGUUACAGUUCCCAUCAGCUCUCUAUGGUGCAUUUCCUCUUCCUCAAGAGAUAGUGUAUCUUCACAUACUUCAUGCUACACCUAAGUAUCCUGCACCACAUCAUGAUAAUCGCUAUUUGACAUUCUAUAAUUUGUUACAUAAUAGUGCAGGUUUUGGUAUACUUUCUACAAAGCAAAUGCCAGAGAUACCUUCUUUUCCAAUUUUUAUGCGUGUUGGUGAAUUAAAUAUUGAUGUGAAAGUAAAUCACGCAAAAAUGAUUUUAACUGAAGAAGAAGUUAUAUAUUUAAAAAGGUUUCAUACUUUAAUAUUUAGUGAUAUCGUACCAGUUAUAAAAACCUUUAUGGUAUUCGAUAAUUGUAAUCGUGAUAAUUGCUUUUUAAUUGUGCCAGUUAACGAAGACUGGGACAUAAAUUGGGAAGUUACGAAACAGUAUAGUUCUAUUGAAUAUAUAUCACCACCAAUUCCAUUCCGUUUUAAGAGUUCUGAUUACGAACUAGCACUGGUUAAACCUAACUAUAGAGCUGCAGACACAUAUAUUGUUACCCAAGUAUGUGAUGAUAUCAUGCCCAGUUCAUGUUUUCCAACUGAUCACUUUUCGACGUAUAUUCAUUAUUAUAAAGAAAAACACAGAUUGGUAAUAAACAAUUUAAAGCAGCCAAUGUUAGAAGUAAAAUCAAUAUCAAGGGCAAUAGAUUAUAUAAUGCCUAGAGAUAAGAGUGCUGAAUCAAAGAAAGAGCAUUUAGUUCCAGAAUUAUGCAUUAGAAUUAAUUUUCCAGCCUUAUAUUGGCUCAAAGCAACAACUUUACCAUCUAUAUUGCACAGAGUCUCACAGCUCUUAAUUGCAGAAGAUCUAAGAUACAUUAUUGCUAAAGAAAGUGAUUUAGGAACAUUAUCAAAUAAUAUGAAAUGGCCUUCAUUAGUAAUAACUAACCAAGAAAGAGAAGACUCAUUUGAGCCUUUAUCAGAAAUUUCUACUACAGAAAAUAUUGAUAAUUUACAUCCAGAACCAAUUUCAAAUGAAACAGAAGCAAAUGAAUUAUAUCACUAUCCAUGGUCAAAACAUGAAGAACAACCAGAUUUGGACAAGAAUAUCGAAGAAAUUCAGCUAAUUGAAAUAGAACACUAUUGUCAGUUUAUGAACGAAACACAGGAUCAAAAUAAUAGUUCAAUUAAAAAUGACAAAAUUAAUUUUUUGAACAAACCAUCAGUACCAGUACCGGUUUUGCAAAUCUUGUCAUUAAAAUGUCCGUAUGGCCCCGGUCCUGGUCAGAUCGUGUAUGCAUUAACUAAAACAGGACAUGAUGCGUUCAAUUUAGAACGAUUAGAGACAUUAGGAGAUGCAUAUUUGAAAUUUAUUACAUCAUUAUUUUUAUACAAUGAGUUUCCGAAGCAUAGUGAAGGUUAUUUAACCGCACUGAAAGGAAAAAUUAUUGGCAACCGUAAUCUGUAUUAUUGUGGAGUUAAGAAAAACAUUCCGGGAUGUAUGAAAGUUGACAGUUUUAUACCUUUGAGUAAUUUUAUUGCACCAGCUUAUACAGUGUAUAGGCAAGUUCAAGAUGUGUUAUUACAUGCAAAGGUGUCACCAAAUGUUUUAUAUGAAAUUGAAAUACCUCGAGAUGAGCAAUUAAGUGGACAUAUAAGUGAAGCCACGAAAAAUGCAAUACAAACAAAAAUAUUAGAUUGGGAGACAGCAGAAGCACAAACUGGUAUGGAACAUUAUCUUGGAAUACAAACAGUUUCUGAUAAAACAGUAGCAGAUUGUGUAGAAGCAUUGAUUGGUGUAUAUCUUAGAAGUAUGGGUAUUAAAGAUACUUUAAUAUUAUUACAAUGGUUUCAAAUUUUACCAUAUAAAAUUGAUGCUAAUGAAUUAUUGUUUGGUACCCCUCAGAAUCCUAUAAUUUCUGAAGGGAACAUAAAUCAUUUAAUGCCUUGGGCUUCCAAUAUAGAAACAAAGCUUGGAUACAGAUUUAAUAAUAGAGGGUAUUUACUGCAGGCCUUUACACAUCCUUCAUAUACACCGAAUAAUAUGACUGAAUGUUAUCAGAGAUUAGAAUUUCUUGGUGACGCAAUACUUGAUUUCCUAAUUACAAACUAUAUCUAUGAAAGUUGUGGGAAUUUAAACCCUGGUGCAUUAACAGAUCUAAGAUCUGCUCUUGUUAAUAAUAUUACUUUUGCAUGCUUGACUGUAAGACAUGGUUUACAUAUCGCUUUACUAUCUUAUGCUCCAAAAUUAAAUAAUAUUAUUGAACGAUUUGUGAAAUUUCAAGAAGAAAGAAAUUAUGCUGUGAAUGACGAGCUUCUAUGGAUUUUAUUAGAAGAAGACGAAUGUAAUAUGGCUGAACAUGUAGACGUUCCUAAAGUUCUAGGAGAUAUAUUUGAAUCUGUAAUAGGUGCAAUAUAUAUGGAUAGUAAUAAAAAUCUUACAGUAGUAUGGAACAUUGUAUAUUCCAUUAUGCAUAAAGAAAUCGACGAAUUCAGCAAAAAUAUUCCAAAACAACCAAUUCGUGUUUUAUAUGAAACUCACGGCGCACGCCCACAAUUCCUGAAAGCAACUAUUAUUGAUAAUACGAAUAUUGUCAUGGUUCCUUUAAAAGUAACCAUUGCUGGGAAAAUAAGACAUUUUUAUGGGUUCGGUGCUAAUAAGAAACAAGCGAAGUGUGCUGCUGCAAAGCAAGCUAUAAAAAGCUUCUUGUGUAAGAAAUAGAUCAAUAUCAUAAGACAUUUUUUCAUGUUCACUGACGGUUUUACCUACUUAUGUUUCUUCCCUUCUUCCAUUUUCUUCUAUCUGCAAUAAAUAAUAUAAUAGUAUUACAAUAAAUAGGAUAAUAAAAAAGAUCAUCAA